Molecule: messenger RNA, 2686 nt
Organism: Bolinopsis microptera
Lineage: Eukaryota; Metazoa; Ctenophora; Tentaculata; Lobata; Bolinopsidae
Product: ankyrin repeat domain-containing protein SOWAHA-like
Exons: 13
Coding region: 12-2030 (672 amino acids)
Molecular function (GO): protein binding
Source: RefSeq, a predicted model, not a curated record
AGAAAUGAAAAAUGGGUACUGUAUCACUUGAGAUUUUGAAGAAUUAUAUUCAGUCACAAGGUGGUGCUGUCAGUAGUCAACAGAUUGUUCGUCAUUUUCAGCCCUUUCUAAAAGAUGCUAACAACAAAGCUCACAACAAGGAAUUAUUCAAGAGUUAUCUUUCAACUCUCACAGACUAUCGACAAGAACCUGGUACAAAUGUUCGGAUACUCGAGCUAAAAAAGGCUUACAGAGAUAGUCCCGUCCCUCAAUCACCAACAUCAAAGGAGAACAAGCCCAGAAAUGAGGGCACUCGGCCAGGAUUUCAGGACCAACUGAAGCCAAUGAGAGAGGCCCAGCUCUCAGCUGCAGCCCUGAAAUCUUCACCACAGAAGGAUCCUAUCCGCAGCGAGGUGCCACGGUCACCAAGAGACAUCGACGGAGAGCGGAUGAGACGGGAACAGUCGCGGGAGCGUAUCAGACGUGAUCAGUCCAGAGAUCAGCUGAUGAGAGACAAAUCACGUGACAAAAUACACAGGGAGUACAGUAAGGAUGAUCAGCGGGAGUUCCAGCGGGACCCUCAGCGCCAACUAACACGUGACCAGUCACGUGAGUUUCAGCAGGACAAAGUGGGGGGUGCUGCUGCUAGAACUCCCACUACUCCCAAACAGCUGACUCAGGAGCGCAGUCCCCGGAGCGGGACAAGGAGGACUGCUCAUGAGAGGAGGAGUCCAGCGCCACAGCGGUCACCCACCACCACCACAGCGCCACAGCGGUCACCCACCACCACCACCACCACCACCACCACCACUGCUACAAGUCCUCCCAGCAGUGCCGCUAGUCCUGAGGAGGUGGAUAAUGUUCCGCCUCAGAAUGAAAAUGCUGUCGUAACUCCCACACAAGUUAAAAGACCUGAAAUCAGAAAAGCCUCCAUCAAUGCGAUCAACAUGUUCAAUAGAACAGCUCAGCAGAAGAAGCCGCCGGUAGCUGUUAAUUUCCCGGAUCAAGUCGCUGAAGAAGAAGAAGAAGAUGGGAACAGUGUUUUUGUCGACAAGGCGGACACACUCGACUCUAACACCCAUGAAGACCUCCGAGAAGAAAGCUUGAGAAGGAAGACACUGCCCCGGUGUAACACAACCAAGAUGCUGGAUAUCCGGAACAAGUAUAAGAUACUCCGGAGUGGGGUGGGUGCGAGGUCGUGCAGUGUUACAGACGACCACUGCGAGGAUCAGGACGAGGACCUGGGACGGACGAGGUGCAUGUCGCUCCCCCUGGAUAGCAGCGGAGACGGAGACACGCUGCAAGUGAAUCACCCUGGAUACGCUCAUGUCAGACGCAACUCCUUUGAUCCGUACAUGGAGAGUGGUUGCUCGAACGUACCUUUGGAACAAGGUGAGAAGGAAUGGAUAGUAAAGUCAGCCCUGGGAGACUGCAACACUAUUUCCAGACUUCUGUUAACAGAUAAAAACUUGGUGUACUACAAGGACUUUAUCUCCGGUUACACUGGACUGCACUGGGCGUGUAAGUUAGGUAGAAUAGAUAUGGCUAAGAUACUACUAGAAGCAGGCAGUGAAGUCAACAUGAAGAGUAAUAGUGGUCACACUCCCUUGCAUUUAGCGGCCCAGACCGGAAAGACAGACCUUAUUGAACUCAUCAUCAGAUAUGGGGCAGACAAGGACAUCAGAGAUCAUAAAGGGAAGAAAUCAGGUCACUACCUCCCCCCCACUGCCCCAGAGGAGAUUAAGGGCCUUCUCAAUGUACACGAUCCCCGACUAGUCAACCACACAAAUCCAGCUCUGAGGAAGCUAUCCAAGCACCAAUCCGUUGGUUUCGACAUUAACGAUAAUACCCCCAAACGCGCCCAGACCCUCAACCAGGCUUGGAAGAAAUACAAGCAUUCCUUCGUUACAAAGAAGAAAAAGGACGGUGGAAAAAUAGACUCCAAUAAGCGGGACAGUACGCUCGCUCCAAGGGGUGACUCGAAAGAAAACCACAAAUACGGCAAAGCUCAGACGUUACCACCGAAACAAACAGCGAUCUACAACUUCUGAACAGACAGCUACCCCAUCAUUAUCUCACUAUCUUAUUGGUUCACAGAUCUGCUAAAUUAAUUGCUAUCAGCCGAGGAACUUAAAUAACUAAUUUUAUGUUAUAACCCAAAUUUUGUAUGGAAUUGGAACAGGUUCGAAGAAGACACGAAUUUUGACAGAAUUUAAAGAAUUUUUGCAUGGUUUAUUGAUUUAAGUUUAACUUUUCAAGGACCCGUAAAUACUUUGAUUAUUGGUUACAUAAAUUCACUGCCGUCAGAGUUUUAGUUUCGUAUUUCAGAAAAGUUUGUUAAUAGAUUAUUACCAUUCGUUAAAGAAAUGAUUUGAGAAAAUCUAGUUCACGCAUCGAAUGAAGUUAUCAAUAUUCUGAAUUGAAACUAACGAUAUGUUUAGAAUGUAUUUCCAGGAUAAUAUGGAGGAAUUAUUGUAGAAUUAUAAAAAACCCAUUAGAUUUGAAUUAAUGAUAGCCUCGCAAACGAUUUUAGUUUAAGGCCGAGGGCGUUAUGUAGUGAUCAUGGAUCGAUAUCAAAGAGUAUCAUAAUAUGGCUUUCUUAUCAUUUUGAUUCGAACUUCUUUUCUUUUGAAUUGAUAAUUUAUUUUUAUGAAUGUCAUUGUCACUCCAUUAUACUCUCAGAACCUAAGUUUUUUUACAAACUAAA